GAGGAGCAGCCCUGUCCGAUGUGCUGAGGAUGCUCCAGAGGCAGAUCCGAGAUCUCCAGCACAUCCCUGCCUGUUUGUUUGGUGACAGAAUUGCAGAAUUAAACCUGUGUUACCCUGCAGCAUCCACUGAGAAUGUGCUGCUGUAGGAGGGGUCUUGCUGAAAUACAAAAAUAAAUGGGCGAACUUUAAUUCCCAGGUGUUAAAUCUUUCCUUUCCACUCCUUAGGAGGAUAAAGUAAGACAUGGCAGAAGCAGUUUUUCACCCCCCAAAAAGGAAAAGAAGAGUUUUCGAGUCCUACAAGGCUGCCUUUCCUGUGGAUGUGGGGGGGAAGGAUUUCAGACUCUGCCAGGCUGAGAUCAUCAACAACAAUGUGAUUGUGAGGAACCCCGAGGAUAUUGAACAGCUCUACAACAAGGGCUAUUUUGGCAAAGGGAUCCUCUCCAGGAGCCGCCCCGUGUUCAGCAUUUCAGAUCCUCAGCUGGAGGCCAAGUGGAGAGGUGUUAACACAAACAUGCCCAUUAUUACAGCUCAAAAGUACCAGCGGCGCGUGCAGUGGGCUCGGAGUGUGCUGCAGGAGCAGGGCCUGGACAGCUGCUCCAUCAGCAGGAUCCUGGAGAGCUACACCCAGCCCCUGGGGCUGCCCUACUGCACAGGGGAUGGGGAUGGACAGGCUGGGCACAGCUGCACCACAGGGAGCACAGGAAAUGCAGAACUGGGCAGGAAAUGUGGCAGGGAGGGAACCCAAAGCCCUGAGAGUCACAGCCAGCACUCCCAGGAGGGAGGAGAUCCUGGGAGAGCCUCCAGGGCCCAGGAGCACCCCAGGGAAAUGGCUGAGGGCUCCUGCCACAGGGACCCUGCUGAGGGGAAGCAGAGCCCUGAGCAGAGGGCUUGGCAGGGGAUGGACUCAAGGGAAUGUGCUCCAGAAUAUGUGCUGGUGCAAGAGGAGGAGGAAGGCAGCUCCUGUCCUGAAGAUGACUCCACUCAUGCACAAGAGAAUCUUGUCAAGAAGGAAGUAUUAGUAUGCAGAAAAAACCCAUUUAGGAUUUUUGAGUACUUACAACUCAGCUUGGAAGAGGCUUUUUUCUUGGUGUAUGCUCUGGGAUGUUUAAGUAUUUAUUAUGGUGAGGAGCCCCUGAGCAUCGUGAAGCUGUGGGAAGUGUUCAGUGAGGUGAAGCCUGAUUUCAAAACCACCUACAUGGCCUACCACUACUUCAGGGGCAAGGGCUGGGUGCCCAAGGUGGGGCUGAAGUAUGGCACGGACCUGUGUGAGUGCCUCCCCAAAAAUGGGGUCAUUUCCUGGCCACCCCUCCUCCAGGCAAGGCAGAACUGCAGAGGGAGCUCAGUGAGGAGCUGCAGCACUGCAUGGAGCAGCCUUUGCUGCCUGCAUUGGCAGAGGGCAUUUGGGUUAGCAGUGAAGUUGGGAUGUGGGUGGAAAGGAACAUCCCAUAUCCAGGAGGUGAAGGGACACCUUGGAAGGCCUGGUUUGCUUCAUGAGGUUCAUAACUCCUACAGGAUUGCACUGAAAUUCCCUUCCCAACUUCCUCUGUCCUCUCCUAAAGACAUCUCCUGCAGUGUUAACAUAACAGGUUUGAGCCCAGAUCCCAAUCCACACUGAAGUUCAUGCACCUCAUUCACCCAGCUCAGAGCAGCUGAACUGCUGAACUCACUGCCAGGACUGUUUGUUUGUGUGGGGUUUGGGGGAGCUAGAGAAGGGACUGGGCUUUGUUCUGUUAUUGGUUGGGGGUUUAAUAUUCCAGAAGUAAUUAGUGGUGUCCUUGCUGAGGAACCCAGGAGCUCCAUUUGGCUCCUGUCAACAGAAUGUGAUUACAGAACAUGCAUUGAAGUCGGGUGUUUCUGGAUGUGAGUAACCCUGCAGGUGAUUCAGUGCUGCUGAAGUGGUGACACAGCUUGGGGGGUGCUGAGCAAAUCCUUGAGGUCAGGGUGUAGCUCUGGCUGAAUUCACCAUCCCUGCCAAGAAAUCCCAUCCUAAACUCUCUCCUACCAUUGCCAAUUCCUUUGGUUCUUCAGCCUUGCCUUUGGCCUGCCCUGCCCUGAGUCACUCUGCUGCUCCUCCCUCUCUCCACUUGCUGGGACAACCUAACUCUGAGCAGAAUUCACAAGAGUUGAGGUUUUUUUCUCAUGUAAUUAAAAUUUACAGAACAUUUGACAAUUUUGAUGGCCCUGGUGUUAAACCCAUUGUAACUCUGAUGUGACUGAGGUGUUUCUGUUUCG
This is a messenger RNA of Zonotrichia albicollis (white-throated sparrow), 2232 nucleotides long. The record is from RefSeq and is a predicted model, not a curated record. Lineage: Eukaryota; Metazoa; Chordata; Aves; Passeriformes; Passerellidae.